AUGGGGGAAACCGAACCGAUCAACGCCGGGCGUCUAGUCCGGGUGUUGACGCUUUUGGUAGUAUGGACCAAGACGAAUAAAUACUUUAAGCAUAUCUGGAAGCCACAGAUCGGUCUGCCUGCGGUGUUUGGGAUUUGCAUCAAGGUCAAACCGUACGCAAGUCUGGCCGAGGCACACACGAUGCAGUUCGUCGCUCAACACACAUCUGUUCCAGUUCCCAAGGUUUACUCCGCUUUCGUCCACCGAGGGAUGACGUACAUCGUGAUGAGCAAGAUUGAUGGCAAGAUGGCAUGGAUGGGCUGGGAGAAACGGUCAGAGGCAUCCAGAAAACAGAUACUCAAUCAGCUAUGCGGCAUGGUUUCCCAACUGCGCGCUAUCGCCCCGGCAGAGGGUCUCGGCAUCGCUAAUAUUGACGGUGGUCCUAUCUACGACUGUCGCCUGCCUUGCAAGUCAUUUUGGGGUCCUUUUGCUGCGGUACAGGACUUCCAUAAGGAGCUUGCUAAUGGUGCCGAUUUUGAAGUCCGGUAUGAGAACCAGCCUCCUGAUCUCCAGGAACUCCUUCAUUUCUACCGUCGAUUGGAUGAAGAUCUGGCCUUCACACAUGGAGAUUUGAGCAGCUUCAACGUGCUAGUGAAGGGUGAUGAUGUCGUCGGCAUUGUCGACUGGGAAACGGCAGGCUGGCUGCCCUCCUACUGGGAAUAUACGUCUGCGUGGUUUGUGAGCCCCCAGAAUCCGUUCUGGCAGCAAGAGGUGGACAAGUUUCUGGCUCCCAUGCCGUAUGAGCUGAGGAUGGAAAGUAUACGUCGCAACUACUUCGGCGCUACUUGA
Molecule: messenger RNA, 828 nt
Organism: Colletotrichum abscissum
Lineage: Eukaryota; Fungi; Ascomycota; Sordariomycetes; Glomerellales; Glomerellaceae
Exons: 1
Coding region: 1-828 (275 amino acids)
Source: RefSeq, a predicted model, not a curated record